AUGGAAGAAGAAAAAGGCAAUCCCUUCCCGUAAUUAUCUAUAGGUGAUGUAAGAUAUCCUAGUCCUAUAGGUAAUAAGAAAUUCGAUUAAUUGAACAGCAAAUCGGUUAGAAAUAGUAUGGACCUCAGUGGAAGGAUCCACUUCUAAAACAGUAGCCAAUAAGCUGAUCCUAGAUUUUCUGAUAUUUAAAUCAAAAGUACGAAAUCUAGCUCAAAUUAGUCUUCUUAAUUUGAUCUGAAAGAGUUUAAUAUCAAAGAUAUUUCAAAAUAAGGAAAUGAGAAAAAGUAUAUGAAAGAACUAUAACUAGCAUACCAUAAAAAACCACAUAAUAAUUGCAUCCAUCUAGCUUUUCUCAUUAAAAAAGUUAGCAAAGAGUAAUCCUCUAAGGAAUCUUAACUUAAUAUCAAAAUACUUCGAAAUUUAAUGGAAGAAAAAUCUUACUCUAAAGGUAUUUUACCAAUAUUAAUGGCAUACUAGUAAAUCUGCUGUAUCAUAUGUCUCUACCAUAAUCAGUACUUUUAACUAGACCUCCACGAUGACUAAACUCUAAAAGUAUUCGAUAAUAGUGUAUUGUUGAUAGGUUCUCUUUCAUCAGUCAGUUAUCACGGGGACUACUUAUAAAAAGAUAGAAUGUUUUAUGAAGAUGAUGUGAUAAGCAAGAUUGUUGAGGAUAUAACAAAUGCAAUAUGCCAACUCAAUUUGAUUUUGGAGAAUGCAACUUUGCAUUAGGAUCUUAUAUAAAGUCUACUUUAAAAUACUAACUAACUUGUGGCUGAUAGUUUUGUGGAUAGUAAUUAGUAAACAAUACCUUAUAAGUUGUCACUUUUAAGUAAAAUUAGGGACAACUUUUCUAAAGCCAUCUUUGAAAACUUUAGCAUAUUAUCAAAUAUAUCUAAUCUCAUCUAAACUGAUUCUGAAAUCUUUCAAUUUUUCUACAUAUUACUCUUUGGAAAUUUGAGGCUUACAAUAAAGCAAGGACAUAAAAUUUUUGUAUUUGAAAGUGGCUUGGAGAAAGACUCUGAAUACUGCCAUAAGUAAGGAAAUAUAAUUGACAAUUACCUGAAUAUUGAAUUAAGACCAGAUUAGGACAAAAUCUUUUAGAAUUAUCAGGAGGUACUUACUGCAUUAGCAGUGACAUUCGAAGUCUUUAAAAAUCUUAUAGAAGAGUGA
Molecule: messenger RNA, 1170 nt
Organism: Stylonychia lemnae
Lineage: Eukaryota; Ciliophora; Spirotrichea; Sporadotrichida; Oxytrichidae
Source: the annotation of a GenBank genome assembly